Anoplopoma fimbria (sablefish) is the source of this 6082-nucleotide messenger RNA. It is a transcript of the gene kidins220b, whose product is annotated as kinase D-interacting substrate 220b. Gene Ontology annotation, molecular function: protein binding. NCBI's taxonomy places the organism in Eukaryota, Metazoa, Chordata, Actinopteri, Perciformes, Anoplopomatidae. The record is from RefSeq and is a predicted model, not a curated record.
ACACGACCAGAACCCGAGCAGAACCCGAGCAGCAACCAGCGAGCAGCGACCCGAGCCGUCGGUUCCGUUCGGGUCUGUUCUGGAAGGGGGUGCAGUGACAGACAGCAGACAUGGACACCACCACCUCCAUCAAGAUGACCACUCUGGCCAUCCAGAACCUGUUCAGCUACGUGGAGGAGGAGAACCUGUCGGCUCUGAAGGCUCACCUGGACCGCUUCAAGGAGGUGGACGGACGCAGCGACAACGGUCAGACUCCUCUGAUGCUGGCGGCGGAGCAGGGCAGUCUGGAGAUCGUCCAGGAGCUCCUCAGGAGGGGAGCCAACGUCAACCUGGACGACGUGGACUGCUGGUCGGCUCUGAUCUCUGCAGCUAAAGAAGGUCACGUGGACGUGGUGAAGGAGCUGCUGGAGAACAGCGCCUACAUCGAGCACAGAGACAUGGGCGGCUGGACAGCUCUGACGUGGGCGUCUUACAAAGGUCGCGUGGAGGUCACCGAGCUGCUGCUGGAGAACGGAGCCAACCCCAACACCACCGGACAGCAGUACAGUGUGUAUCCGAUCAUCUGGGCAGCAGGAAGAGGACACGCUGACAUCGUCAAAGUUCUUCUUCGUGAAGGAGCCAAAGUCAACUGUUCAGACAAGUAUGGGACCACUCCUCUGAUCUGGGCGUCCAGGAAAGGACACUUUGACUGUGUGAUGCAUCUUCUGGAGAACGGAGCGGACGUGGACCAGGAGGGAGCGAACUCGAUGACGGCGCUCAUCGUGGCGGUGAAGGGCGGCUACACUGAGGUGGUGAAGGAGCUUCUGAAGAGGAACCCCAACGUCAACAUGACGGACAAAGACGGGAACACGGCGCUGAUGAUCGCCGCCAAGGAGGGCUACACCGAGAUCGUCCAGGACCUGCUGGACGCCGGGACCUACGUCAACAUCCCAGACCGGAGCGGGGACACGGUGCUGAUCGGAGCAGCGGGGGGUCAUGUGGAGAUCGUCAGAGCUCUGCUGCACAAAUACGCCGACAUCGACAUCAGAGGACAAGAGAAUAAAACAGCUCUGUACUGGGCCGUGGAGAAAGGGAACGCCACCAUGGUGAGAGACAUCCUGCAGUGUAACCCCGACACCGAGACCUGCACCAAGGACGGAGAGACUCCUCUGAUCAAAGCCACCAAGAUGAGGAACAUUGAGAUCGUGGAGCUGCUGCUGGAUAAAGGAGCCAAAGUGUCGGCUGUGGACAAGAGAGGAGACACGCCCCUCCACAUCGCCAUCCGUGGGCGGAGUCGCCGCCUGGCCGAGCUCCUCCUGAGGAACCCCAAAGAUGGCCGCCUGCUGUACCGACCCAACAAGGGCGGAGAGACGCCCUACAACAUCGACUGCAGCCACCAGAAGAGCAUCCUCACGCAGAUCUUUGGAGCUCGUCACCUGUCGCCCACGGAGACGGACGGAGACAUGUUGGGCUACGACCUGUACAGCUCUGCGCUGGCCGACAUCCUCAGUGAGCCCACCAUGCAGCCGCCCAUCUGUGUGGGACUGUACGCCCAGUGGGGGAGCGGGAAGUCCUUCCUGCUGAAGAAGCUGGAGGAUGAGAUGAAGACGUUUGCCGGGCAGCAGAUCGAGCCGUUGUUCCGGUUCUCCUGGCUCGUGGUGGUUCUGUCUCUGCUGCUCUGCGGUUCCGCGGCCGUCGUCCUCGGGUUCACCGGACCCCGACUCUCCAUGGCCGUCUCCCUCAGCCUGCUGGCUCUGCUCUACGUCUUCUUCGUGGUGGUGUACUUUGGCGGGCGGCGUGAGGGAGACAGCUGGACGUGGGCGUGGCUUCUCAGCACCCGUCUGGCGCGUCACAUCGGGUAUCUGGAGCUGCUGCUCCGCCUCAUGUUUGUGAACCCUCCGGAGCUGCCGGAGCAGAGCACCCGAGCUCUGCCUGUCAGGUUCCUGUUCACCGACUACAACCGGCUGUCGAGCGUCGGAGGAGAGACGUCGAUGGCCGAGAUGAUCGCCACGCUGUCAGACGCCUGUGAGAGAGAGUUCGGCUUCCUCGCCACGAGACUGUUCAGAGUGUUCAAGACCGAGGAGGCGCAAGGUAACAGGAAGUGGAAGAGGACGUGCUGCGUCCCGUCCUUCGUGGUCUUCGUGGUGGUUCUGCUCUGCCUGCUGACGGGCGCGGCGCUGCUGGCCGUGUUCCGUGUGGACGGGGAGAACCGGACAGUGAACGGCGUGCUGGUGGCCGUGGGCAGCGUGGUGGGUCUGGCUCUGCUGCUCAACUGCCGGACCUGGUGGCAGGUGACGGACUCGGUGCUGAACUCCCAGAGGAAGAGGCUCCACGGCGCCGCCAACAGGAUGCACAAGUUAAAGAGCGAGGGCUUCAUGAAGGUGCUGAAGACGGAGGUGGAGCUGAUGGCGAGGAUGGCGAAGACCAUCGACGGCUUCACGCAGCAUCAGACCAGACUGACUGUGGUCAUCGACGGACUGGACUCCUGUGAGCAGGACAAGGUUCUACAGAUGCUGGACACGGUCCGGGUCCUGUUCUCCAAAGGCCCGUUCAUCUCCAUCUUUGCCAGCGACCCUCACAUCAUCAUCAAGGCCAUCAACCAGAACCUGAACAGCGUCCUCAGAGACUCCAACAUCAACGGACACGACUACAUGAGGAACAUCGUGCACCUGCCCGUCUUCCUCAACAGCAGAGGACUCUCCAGCGCCAGGAAGAUGUGCGCCGCCGCGCCGGCCAACGGGGACGCCGCCAACACCGACGGUUGGCAUGAGGAGUUAGACAGGAAACUGUCUCAGCACAGUUUGGGAGAAUUAACCAAGUUUGGCAGCAAGACGACGCUGAACCGCAGAGACACGUACCGGCGGCGGCAGGUCCAGCGCUCGGUGACCCGUCAGAUGUCCUUCGACCUGACGAAGCUGAUGGUGACGGAGGAUUGGUUCAACGACAUCAGCCCCCAGACCAUGAGGAGGCUGCUCAACAUCGUCUCCGUCACAGGUCGCCUGCUGAGAGCCAAUCAGAUCAGCUUUAACUGGGACCGCCUGGCGUCCUGGAUCAACCUGACGGAGCAGUGGCCCUACAGGACCUCCUGGCUCAUCCUGUACCUGGAGGAGACCGACGGAGUCCCAGACCAGGCCACGCUCAAGACCAUCUACGAGAGAGUAUCAAAGAACGUCCCCACCACUAAAGACGUGGAGCCUCUUCUGGAGAUCGAUGGAGAUGCUCGUAGCUUCGAGGUCUUCUUGUCCUCACGGACUCCGGUCCUGACGUCCAGAGACAUCCGGACCUUCCUGCCCUGCACCGUGAACCUGGACCCCAAACUGAGGGAGAUCAUAGCAGAUGUUCGUGCUGCCCGGGAGCAGAUGAAUAUGGGCGGGGUCACAUACCCCCCCCUCCCCCUGCAGGAGCCCCAGCCCCGCCCCACCUCCAUGUACAGCCAGGUGUCGUCGGCGUGCUCUCCCUCCGCCUCCUUCAGCGGGCCGUUCGUGCCUCCGGCGGGGGGCGUGGUCUACAGCGGCAUGGCCGGACCGCAGCACCCGUUCUACAACAGGCCAUAUUUCCCCCAUCACGUUUACCAGCUGCCUCGCCCUCUCAUGGCCUCCACCUACCCAUCACACCUCCACCCUCGACCUCCACCCAAACAGUCCUUCAGCCGGGACGUCAGCGCUGGUCCGUCCUCCGUGGUGUCGGCGUCCCCGGCCCUCCUCCUCAGCUCCAUGACGACGGAGGCCAUGUGUGAGCGCGUGCGGCAGAUCGACGGCAUCGACCAGAGCAUGAUGGGACACUACAGCGCCACCAUCAGGAAGGCCAACGUCAACGGCAGAGUGCUGUCUCAGUGCAACAUCGACGAGCUGAAGAAGGAGAUGAGCAUGAACUUUGGAGACUGGCAGCUGUUCAGAGCCACGGUUCUGGACAUGCGUCACAUAGAGAGUCAGGUGCUGCACGAGGAAGCUGCCAGUGAGCAAGGCAGCGUCGUGGGCGGUCACACCGAGGCGGGACGGCGAGCGUCUGCUCCGCCCCACGCCGGAGCAGAUACGUCUCCGAUGUACAGCUUCAACCUGAGCUUUGAGGAGCUGAGCACGGUGGGACUGGACGAGGCUCCGAGACUCGGGAACACGCCGUGGAUGGGUGGCGCUCACCGCACCGCCAGCAUGACCAGCCUGAACUCCCAGGAGUCCUCCAACGACAUCGUCCGGCUGACGGACCGGCAGCAGGACGAGUACCGCAACGCCUACCAGGAGUACAUCGCCCAGAUGGCUCAGGUGGAGAUGGGCGGCGGCGGCGGCGGAGAGAGGCCCGUCCAACCGCAGCCGGGACAGUUCAUGACAUCAUCAUCAGAGGACAAGAGCAAAGACGGCGGCGAGCAAGACGGACGCAAGUCCUUCAACAAGAGGAGCGGCGGCAAACCGCCGGCAGAGAGCGCCGACUUCACCUCCAACGGCGACGGCCUGGACCCCAUCACGGAGGAGGACGAGAAGGGGGACCACGGGUCCUCCAAGUCCCUGCUGACCCGCAAGACCUCCGCAGAGAAAGGGGUGUUCCAGGGCGCCGCCGACCUGAAGCUGAAGGCCGGCGGCGGGCUGCGCUACCAGAAGCUGACCAGCGAUGACGAGGAGUCGGAGGAGUCAGACAACGCUCCUCUGCUGAAAGACGGAAGGAAGGCGGUCGACCACAAACCCCUCGGCGGCUCUCUGGCGCUGAAGGGGAAGGACUACCUGUCGGACGCCAUGUUGGACAAGAAGGACUCGUCGGACUCGGGCGUGCGGUCCAACGAGAGCUCGCCGAACCACUCGCUGCAGGACGAGGAGGCGGACCUGUCGCAGCUGGAGAGGGCCAACCUGAUCGAGCUGGACGAGGAGGGCGUGGCCAGGAAGAGGGGACUUCCCAGCAGCCUCAGCGGCCUCCAGGACCCGGCGGUCGCCCGCAUGUCCAUCUGCUCCGAGGACCAGUGCAGCCUGCUGGCCAGCAGCCCCGAGGAGAGCUGGACCUCCUCCAAGUCCUUCAACCUGAACCGCACGCCGAGCAACGUCACGCUCAACAACAACACCAACGCCCAGCAGGGCAACCGGCCCCGCCCCCCCGCAGAGGGCUCCACCUCCUCCAACCCCGCCUCCUCCUCCAGUGAUGUCAUCCUCUCCCCGAGCUCCUCCUCCUCCUCCACCACGGCCACCAGGCCGGGUCCCAACAACGAGAACGUCCGAGUGGUUCACCUGAAGAGGGGCCUGAAACCCGGAGACCCGCCGGAGAUCUGCACCGUGUCCUCCGACACCGUCACCUUCGGCGAGGAGCGGGAGAGCAUCCUGUGACCUCGUCGUGACCUCAUCGUGACCUCAUCGUGACCCGUGAACAGAGAGCACUGAGUGUCCACCAGGAGACGCCUCCAAACCCUCUGAACCAAUCAGGACCUUUAUAGACAACUCGUAAUAACAACGGUAUGAAGAGAAGAACUCUUAAAGUGACACGACACCAGGAUCAAUACGAGUUCCCCUUUAUACUCGCUAGCUAAUCACUAAGCUAAUCGCUCAUACAGCGGUUACGGCUAUUACUACCCCCCCCUCCAGCUGUUAGCAGCUGGUUAGCAGCACCGCCCUGCGUGGCUAAAUAACGGAGCUAAUAGCAACAGGUGGAAAAACCAACUCAAUCAGACCUUUUAAAUUGUAAUGAAUUCCCAUCAUGCAUCAGCAUGGAGUGUCUCUGUAGACAGUGCUGCUAACUGCAAGCUAACUGUUAGCUAACUGCUAAGGUACGGAGGUUCCAUUCUGGUACAUUACGGUGCGUUCAAGCUGUAAAACAGUAAAAAUGGGUAUUGGUGAAGGUAAAUCAUCAUGUGUUCAAAUGUAAUAUCGUAAAAUCCAGUAUUUUAAAGGAGAUGUUCUAAUAUUAAUAUAAAUAAUUAAUAUUAAUAUUAGAACUGAUACUCUGAGCUGCUGAGUCAUGAAAAGGUUUGACGAGCCGUUAAAACGUUGUUUGAUGUUUCUGAUCGUCAGAGGAGGAGGAGCGUCUGCUGGUGGACGAAGUUUAGUUUAGGAGAUCUGCACGUUGUUGUCGUCGUUGUUGUUGUCGUCGUUGUUGUCGUCGUCGCUGUUGUUGUCGUCGUUGUUGUCGU